Molecule: messenger RNA, 2598 nt
Organism: Ahaetulla prasina
Lineage: Eukaryota; Metazoa; Chordata; Lepidosauria; Squamata; Colubridae
Gene: SLC26A11
Product: solute carrier family 26 member 11
Exons: 17
Coding region: 373-2151 (592 amino acids)
Biological process (GO): transmembrane transport
Cellular component (GO): membrane
Molecular function (GO): secondary active sulfate transmembrane transporter activity
Source: RefSeq, a predicted model, not a curated record
GUGAGCCGAGAAGAGUCGGGACUCGGCUGCUUGGAAUCUGAGGUUAAUUUGGGUUUUGUUUGCCGGUAGAUGAGCCCGAAUUGUGGAAUUAGAGGAAUUUAGACAUCGACCGGCAGACAUGCAGACGCCCUCCGGAAGGGGCCGCUCGGUACCUUUGGAGAGCUGGUCAGCUUGUGCCUGGUAAUAUUCCGCAACCAUCUUUCAUCGCGACCUACCACACUAAUGGAUACUUAUGAACUUGUGCUGCCAGUUUGUGAUCUACUCCAGCAAAACCAUUUGCUAUGACAGCUGUGUUUUACCUGUGACUUUGCCUGAUCAUGGUUGAGAUGGUGGAUCCCAAGUGAAUCAGUCUGAACCACAAAGCAUCCAGCCAUGUCGGAAAGAAACCGGGAGCGUUGGAAGCAAUGUUGCAGAGCAACUGCAAAGAGAUUGCCAGUGCUAACGUGGCUUCCCAAGUAUUCUCUGCAAUGGCUACAGCUGGAUUUUAUGGCCGGACUGACUGUGGGGAUGACAGUAGUGCCACAAGCUCUUGCUUAUGCUGUGGUGGCUGGUCUCCCCGUAGAGUAUGGUCUGUACUCUUCCUUUAUGGGUUGUUUCAUCUACUGCUUUUUGGGGACUUCCAAAGAUGUAACGCUUGGCCCAACGGCCAUCAUGUCCCUCUUGGUUUCUUCCUACGCAUUCCAUGAUCCCGACUUGGCCGUUCUCCUCGCCUUUCUUUCAGGUUGCAUCCAGUUAGCUAUGGGAGUCCUCCAUCUUGGUUUCAUUUUGGACUUUAUCUCGUAUCCUGUCAUUAAAGGCUUUACUUCAGCUGCUGCAGUCACCAUUGGCUUCAACCAAGUUAAAACACUUCUGGGUUUGCAGCACAUUCCAAAGCAGUUUAUCCUACAAGUGUAUUAUACUUUCUGCAGAAUUAGUGAGACAAGGGCUGGAGAUGCCAUCCUUGGGGUCUGCUGCCUAAUAGUGCUUAUGGUCCUUCAGCAAAUGAAAAAAAGCAUCCCCAGGACCCAUCUGAUGGAAACCUUGCCUGUCAGAAUCAGUCGAUAUAUAAUUUGGACAACAGCUACAGCCCGUAAUGCUCUUGUGGUUCUCUUGGCUGGUCUUGUGGCCUAUUCUUUCCAAGUGACUGGCUCCCAGCCUUUCAGCCUGACAGGAACGAUUCCCCAGGGACUCCCUCUGUUCCAGCCACCACCGUUCUCCAUCAUCACACCCAAUCAGACUAUUAAUUUUAAGGAAAUGGUGCAGGGCAUUGGUCCUGGUUUGGCGGUGGUGCCUCUCAUGGGACUGCUGGAGACGGUUGCUAUUGCCAAAGCAUUUGCCUCUCAAAAUAACUACCAGAUUGAUCCCAACCAGGAGCUGCUAGCCAUGGGGUUUACCAACCUGUUGGGAUCCUUUGUCUCAUCCUAUCCAGUCACAGGUAGUUUUGGCCGGACAGCAGUGAAUGCUCAGACUGGUGUAUGUACUCCUGCUGGAGGACUAAUUACAGGGGCCUUAGUACUCUUAUCUCUAGCCUACCUUACGUCCCUGUUUUACUACAUUCCCAAGGCAGCACUGGCAGCAGUCAUCAUCUGUGCUGUGGCUCCGAUGUUCGAUGCCAGGAUCUUCCGCACAUUAUGGCAGGUUAAAAGGCUAGAUCUGGUGCCUCUUUGUGUUACGUUCUUUGUUUGUUUCUGGGAAGUGCAAUAUGGCAUCAUAGCGGGGGUGAUGGUUUCUGGAAUCCUCCUGCUCUACCCCCUCGCCAGGCCUCGGAUAAAGGUUGUGAGAGACAAGGCAAUAGUCAUAAAGCCUGAGAAUGGCCUUCAAUUCCCUGCAAUUGAUUUCCUCCGGGAUACUGUACACAAGCAAGCUCUAUCAGAGUCUCAGCAAUGCAGUGUCAUUCUGGACUGCAGCCACAUCAGCAACAUUGACUAUAGUGUGGUAUUGGGUCUGUCAGAACUUCUGCAGGAAUUUCAGCUCCAGGAACUUUGCUUGAUCUUCGUUGGCUUGCAGGCUCACGUGCUUGAAGUCUUCCGGGCUGCUGACUUGAAGGGUUUCCGUAAUUUUUCCACCCUAAAUGAUGCAGAAAAAAAUCUUGGAGAAUUGCACAUUGCCACUGAAGAAGACAUGUUGGGUGACAGCAGCAGCAUACUGAGUACAACUGGCAUCAUCCAGUGAAGGAAGUGAGCUCAUUAAGGACUGUAUCCAUCUAACAGGAGAACCUCAGCUUUGGGUCUACAGAAUGGUGCAAUAGAGCCUUAGCAGAGUCUGUAGCCACUUUAUGAUUUAUGGGCAUUAAUAUACAUCUCAGUCGGGAUUCAGAAAUCAUGGGCACUUAGGAAUUUUUUUAAUAGGAAAAAUGAGAAACUUCAACUCAACAAAUACAGAUACAAACAAAGAAUUGAAAAUCAUUUCAGGGAUCUAGGAAAAACUUGUGAAAUCAGUGUGGGUUAAAUACUUCCAUGACUGUAGCUUAUCACAUGGGUGCUUUUAACAUUUCUGAAAUUAAUGAUAUUAUUAAUGGAACACUAUUCUUCUGAAUUGCACUGUCUAUGGCAAAUCAUUUCCAGCUAUACUGUGUAUACUGUAAUCUGUAAUAUUCAUUUCAAUAAAAAAUGAAAUGUU